UCCCGCCCGGCUGAGGCCGGCGCGCCGCGCUCGAGUGGCUGUUUCUCCGCCAACGGGUGGCGAGGGCCCGAGGAGCGCGGAUGCCGGGUGCGCCGGCCAUGUCUCCCUGGGCGGGGGCCGAACUCUCGGCGCUGAAUCCGCUGCGUGCCGUGUGGCUCACGCUGGCCGCGGCCUUCCUGCUGACCCUACUGCUGCAGCUCGUGCCGUCCGGCCUGCUUCCGGGCUGCGCGCUCUUCCAGGACCUGAUCCGCUAUGGAAAAACCAAGGAAGGGGGGCCGUCGCGACCGGCCGCCUGUCGGGCUUUUGAUGUCCCCAAGAGGUAUUUUUCUCACUUCUAUAUCAUCUCAGUGCUGUGGAAUGGCUUCCUGCUUUGGAGCCUUACUCAGUCUCUGUUUGUGGGAGCACCUUUUCCAAACUGGCUUCAUCAUUUACUCAGAAUUCUUGGGGCUGCGCAAUUCCGAGGGGGUGAGCUCGUGCUGUCUGCGUUCUUAGUGCUAGUGUUUCUGUGGCUACACAGCCUACGAAGACUCUUCGAGUGCUUCUAUGUCAGUGUCUUCUCCAAUGCCAUGAUUCACGUCGUGCAGUACUGUUUUGGACUUGUCUACUAUGUCCUUGUUGGCCUAACUGUGUUGAGCCAAGUGCCAAUGGACGGCAGGAAUGUCUACGUGAUAGGGAAAAAUCUCUUGAUGCAAGCUCGGUGGUUCCAUAUCCUCGGAAUGAUGAUGUUCAUCUGGUCAUCUGUCCAUCAGUAUAAGUGUCAUGUCAUUCUCGGAAAUCUCAGGAAAAAUAAAGCAGGUGAAGACAGAAAAGGAAGUAGUGAUGUCCUCAAAGAGGCUCCGAACAAAGUUGUGUGGUCUUUGGCGAAAGCUCAGCCGUGGAGAAUAAUUGAGAAUUGUGCUUGCAAGAUCACAGUCAACGUUGCUCUUUGUGCUAGUAAAAAUAGUCCAUGUGCCUAAAGGGAGAACACCAGAGAGAGUCUGCAGAUUCUUCACAUGGAUAAUCCAGAAAUAGCUUGGGGCUGGAGAUUCUUGGUUUUCCUAUUGGCUUAGUUGAAUAGCUUUACUCUUUAAUUCUCUGUUACUAUUAAGUUCGGGAAAAUGUUACUGAACUACCUCAUGACAGCAUUCCCUGGAUUAGCUACUGACUAGAAAAGUGUACUGAAAAUAGCCUUUGUUUUUAAGUCUUCAAGUUGUAGCUCAUCCUCUAUACUAACAUUUGCUUUCAGUAGCAUGGAUUAUUUUGUCUCCACAAAGCUUUGUUCUGUAUUGUGUUUUUAAUUCAAUGAGUGGUUAUUGCUAGAAUUUCUAUCCCAAAAAAAAGCCUUUGCCAGUACUUUUAUAUGAAGCUUAAUGGAUAGUUUAAGGAGACUGUAAACAUUUGCAUAACUGAAGUUACCUGAAAAUUCAAAGACCAUUGAUAAGUAAUAUAUCUCAAAAUGAACUGUUGUAUUAAAGGUCUUAAAAUAGUAAA
Lagenorhynchus albirostris (white-beaked dolphin) is the source of this 1470-nucleotide messenger RNA. It is a transcript of the gene SRD5A3, whose product is annotated as steroid 5 alpha-reductase 3. The coding region runs from base 81 to 956 and encodes 291 amino acids. The transcript has 5 exons. Gene Ontology annotation, molecular function: 3-oxo-5-alpha-steroid 4-dehydrogenase activity. The record is from RefSeq and is a predicted model, not a curated record. Lineage: Eukaryota; Metazoa; Chordata; Mammalia; Artiodactyla; Delphinidae. Gene Ontology annotation, biological process: polyprenol catabolic process; dolichol-linked oligosaccharide biosynthetic process. Gene Ontology annotation, cellular component: endoplasmic reticulum.